Molecule: messenger RNA, 3977 nt
Organism: Anarrhichthys ocellatus (wolf-eel)
Lineage: Eukaryota; Metazoa; Chordata; Actinopteri; Perciformes; Anarhichadidae
Product: homeobox-containing protein 1
Exons: 11
Coding region: 227-1729 (500 amino acids)
Biological process (GO): positive regulation of DNA-templated transcription
Cellular component (GO): nucleus
Molecular function (GO): double-stranded telomeric DNA binding
Source: RefSeq, a predicted model, not a curated record
CUGAGACAGACUCCCAAAGACAAAAUGACCCCGCACCGGUCACCCUCUGCGCGUUAAUUCACUGUCACCUCCGGACCCAGGACUUAUAUUUCUUUGGAGAGGGUUUAGGGGGAAACCCGCCACUUUCCCUUCAGUUUGCAUCAUCUCCGCUCUCCGUCCAGCCCCGGCUGCGGCUGUCUCUCCACAGCAACGGGAGAGGUCCAGCCAAGCUGAGCUCCGCGGAGCCAUGCGACAGUGGUGCGUCCCCGCCGCGACCCCUCGCACCGAACCACUCCCGGGGCUCCUGUCUGUGUCACCUCCUCCACCGGGAGAUGCCAGGAUGGAGUGCUGUGAGGCGGAACCGCGCUACACCAUCGAGCAGAUCGACCUCCUGCAGCGCCUGCGUCUGUCCGGCAUGACCAAACCUCAGAUCAUCCACGCUUUGGAGUCCCUGGAGAGGCUGGACCCGGACCACCGCCCGUCCCACUGUGACUCUCAACGCGCCCCGUCCAACAACAACACCCCCGCCGCGGCUGCCCCGGCCCCCUCUUCCUCCUCGUCCUCGUCCUCCUCGCUCUCCCUAGCCUCCGCCACCACGCAGACCUCCGGCCUGGACGGCGCCGCGCUGUCCCCCAGCAACAGCUACGAGGCCUCGCCUCCGCCCCUCUACCCUCCCAGCGUGGCCGUUCAGCGGUCGUUCAGCUACGACAUGAUGGGAGAGGAGGAGUGGGACCUGGAGGAGAAGGUGGAGGAGUACAUGAGGAGAGACAGCAACCUGGUGAAAGAAGAGAUCAAAACGUUCCUCAACAACCGCAGGAUCUCUCAGGCAAUCGUGGGCCAAGUUACAGGCAUCAGCCAGAGCUACAUCUCCCAGUGGCUGCUGCAGCAAGGCCUGGAGAUGAGCGACUCCAAGCGCCGCGCCUUCUACCGCUGGUACCUGCUGGAGAGGAACAACCCCGGGCUGAGGUGGAGUGAAAGCCAGCACAGCGUGAGUCCCAUGCCCAGGACGGUGGCGGGGGCGAGUGGCUGCCUCCCCAACCCCAACACCAACCUCAACCCCAACCCCGUGUGGAGCAGGCAGAGAGAGCUACUGAUGCACUUGCUGCCGUGGUACACUGCUGCCGCCGCCGCCGCCCAGGCCCAGCCAGGGGCCACCCUGUCGAUGCGGUCCCUGGUGAAGGAGGAGCCCGAUUGGAGGACGGGGAUCAUGGCCGGCGACAGAGCCGGGAUGGUGGGCGGGCCUCUGAGGCUGCGCAGAGGAAGCAGGUUCACCUGGAGGAAGGAGUGCCAAUCAAUCAUGGAGAGCUUCUUCAUGGAGAACCAGUACCCAGACGAAGCCAAGCGAGAGGAGAUCGCCAACGCCUGUAACUCCGUCAUUCAGAAACCAGGCUGUAAGCUGUCUGAGUUUGAGCGCGUGACGGCGUUGAAGGUGUACAACUGGUUUGCCAACCGUCGGAAGGAGAUGAAGAGAAGAGCGAAUAUCGAAGCUGCCAUUUUGGAAAGCCAUGGAAUCGAGGUGCCAAGUCCGAGCUGCCACUCUAAUGGUGAAGAGGGAGAGAUGCACGAGUUCGCCGACCAGGUGAAUCACCGCUUCUCAGAGCAGGAAGACGCCUCUUCCCACAGGAUCAUUGACCAACAAGACUCCUCCUCGCUGGCCACCACGGAGGCUGCGGCCCUGCCGAGCCCCACCCCUCAGGUCCCGGAUCGCAAGGAGGAGGAUUCAAAAAGGGAGACUGUGGAUGAAGAGUGACCAAAGCUGGUGGAGUUUGGAUCAUAUUUGAAUUUUAAUGAGAUUAAAUAGGAAAAAGCGUCUCCUCCUCCAACCAUGUAGAGCCUUUUGGGGGCUAUCGCACCCAAGAGUCAAAGGGAGAAGGGUGCUAAAGCUCGCUGAGGUGCCUCUAUAGUAAGGAGGCCACUGUAUUUAUCAACAGUAAUCCUGCUUAUAUUAACGGCAAUAUACAGUAUAUAUAUAUCAAUAUAUAGUGCAUUCCAAGAUGGUAUUAAAAAGCCUAAAUUCCUUAGAGGGAGGAUUAUGUAAUGGAUACCUCGCCCGUUUUAAGCUAAGCCUUUUCUUCGUUUCUUCGCUACAUGCCUUCUGUUAGCCUUUUUAAAAAGAGUGAGUGAGUGUGCUGAGCCUGCAGGUCAGGUGUGUUUGGGUGUGGUGGUGGUGGUGGUGGAGGAUCUAGUUUCGGGUGAUGUGAACACCUUCGUGAGACUCUAACCUCAAUCGGUCGAUCCAAUCGGUCGGUCAAUCAAUCAACGAGUGCUGUUGCUACGGAAUCCGUAAAAAAAGCGCCCUGAGGGACAACUGGAAUCUCAGGUAAUCCCAAAACCGGUGGAUAAAGGACAGCGAUAAAUUGUCUCAACACGUGCUUUACUUUCUUCAUCUUCCUUUUCUUUCAUCUUAACUGUGUUUAACCAAAGCAGGAUGUGUUAUUUAUACCUUUUUAUAUUAGCAAUAUAUCACAGUAUCUCGUCUUCUUUGUUAUACUGAAUGCUGCCGUUUGGUCCUUUUUGUAGUGUAUCCUCAUUUCAACGUUCACGUCUCAAACCUCAACUCAGCCAGUGAAGCUAGACGAGAUACACAAGUCUACUCGCUUUCUUUUAUCUUCUUCUUUUUUUUACGUUUGAAAGAACGCUAAAAACAAAAUGUGAUGGAAAACAAUGCGUCAGCCUACGCGCUACAAGCACCUUCUCUCCUGUUGGAAUAAGCUAAAGCUUAAGCUCCUGUACGUUUGUAUGACUGCAAAGCUGCACUUGGAAGUGGAUCUCACUAUAAUCAGACUGGGCCUAGACCUGUACAUAACCCAGAGGAUACACACGUCUGUGGGUGCUUUUCCUUUAGAUGACCUGAUGUAGAAACUGUUCUUUGUCAAACUUGAAUAGCUGACUUUAAACUCUGCGUACCUUUGCUCCCCUUGUACUUAGCGGCCCAAGGCCUCGGGAGCUACUCCCUCAACGUUCAUGAAAUGGACUCCGGACGCCUUCGGGCGCCGCCACGUUACCUCGUAAUGCCAAAGCUAUGCCAAGGUAGAGAUGAGCGAGCAGGAAGUGACGCAGUCACUGACCCACACUACGUAGAUGUUUAUUAGCUCAGUACAACACUAGCCAACUCUAGCUUACCUCAGAAUAUCUCCGUGACAGGCCGACUGUCAUUAACGUGUCAGCAGCCGCUGUUGUGACUGUUUAAAAAAUGUGCACAGUGUUAUGUAGCAUUUAUGACGUGGGGGGGGUCCACCCUGUGUUUAUGAUGUAAACUCAACCUCAGACAGUUCUCUCGUCCGGCUUUGGACGGGAACCCCAAAGCUGCACGCCGUUUCUGAUUAUUCCGCUUCUCUCUAUCUGCUUUUAUCUGACAACCAGGAAAAAAAAAAAAAAAGACGAUAAUAAAAUUGUAAACAAUGUCGGUGAUAUGUCUUGAUUUCUUGUUGAAGAGGUUGGUAUUGGAGCGUUCAGCUGGUGUCGAGGUGAUGGAGCUGGAUUCAAGCACUUCCUGAGACGAGUCGAGUCCCAUUUAGUGUCUCGCCCUGUCGUCACACGCACGGUAGGGCUGAGUUACUCAAUUCAGUACCUGCAGUGAAGAGUGCCAACGUUGUGAGGAACGUGUCUGGCAGAGCAGACGAAGACGACGCUUAAUAACACAGGUGAGCAACAAAGAAACACACGAAACUAAAUUCACGGUAAAGAUUCUACAUGCCACCAAAACUAGACCACUGGUCAAAGCUGGAGCUUAUCUCCUGUCUCAGGUCCUUGUGAUGGACCGACACCAAAUAGAAGAAUGAAAGAAAAAAAAAAACAUGUAGUUGUAAAAAUGUAUUGAAAUGAAAAUUAGUUAUUUUUCAAGGUACUGUACAUAAAAGCUUGUCUUGUUUAUAUAUGCCCCCCCUAAUUUACUCUGUAAUAAUAGAACUACAAGCUCAAAGCUCCACUUCAUUGCUCUUGUGGUAAGUGACCACAUGUUGCUGUUCCCAGUGUAUCUGGAAGAUAACAAAUUGCUG